AUGAGCUAUCGUAACUAUCGUACAGAAUUUCCCAAAGAGGAACGAAAUGAUGCACAAAACACAAGGUCCGAUAGUUUUAGUUUUAAACGAUUGACCAGAUCACAUUACAGAAGCAAACCAUAUGAAUAUAAUAAGCCCAGAGAAAACAGACACAGUCAUAUAUACAAGCAACAUAGGUACCAAACGUCAAGAGAGAGCCAUGUUGAUAGAAAUAGCAGUGAAUGCACCUCUAGGAGUGAUCGACUGGACCAAGUGUUAGAAGAAAACUAUGACGAUAGAAAAAGGUACACCACACACUUGAAUGAAAGGAGCUAUCGUAAGAACCAAACGUCAAGAGACAAUCAAGAUCGAUAUAGGUCUGCUUCACAGGGGUAUGUCAAUACGCGUCAUCAUCGGGAAAAAUCAUCAAGAAAAGACAACCAAGACAAGAAAAGGUCUACAAGACAGAGGAAUGAAGACGAGUCAAACCGAUAUAAAUGGGACCAAGCAUUAAGAGAAGACAACAAAGAUAUGAAUAGGUCUACUAGACAACGAUAUGAAGACGUGUCAAACAGUUAUCAUUGGGGCCAAACAAUAAGAGAAGACAAUCAAAGCAAGAAUAGGUCUACUAGACAGAGGUAUGAAGACGUGCCAAACAGUUAUAAUUGGGACCAAACAUUAAGAGAAGACCAUCAAGAUAGGAAGAGAUCAUCAGCACGUAUGUACGAAUCUAGAAGAAAAGAUGAGGAAAAGGAUGAUCUUGCUGCUAAAAUUUUCAAGGUUUUGCUAUAUAAAGGUGGUAAAAUGAAGAAAAGAGAAUUGGAGGCCUGUGUACUUGCAGAAUCAUUUGCAAAGAAAUUUAUGCCAAAUAAAUCUUUUUCUAGAUUUUUAAAAGAUUAUAAAAAUAUUUUUGAAAUCUCCGAUGCUUGUAAUGACGAAAAAGAGGAGGGUGAGAUAACAGACCCGGAAGUAAGAGCAAGGUCAAAUAUUCAGAUAUGCCUUGACCACACGAGUUCAUCGUACGUGUGUAACGGUGAUUGUAAUGAUCUGCAUAUCUGUAAAUUCAAACUUAUCAGUGAGUGCCCUUUUGAGAAUUGUCGGUUUGGACAUGAUCUUCAAACAGAUCACAAUCGUCAUUCCCUAAAGCAUCACUUCAUGCAAUUUCUAAAUCCUGAGCAGGUCCGGUUUUUGAUUAGCGAGUUAGAGCACAGAAAGGGUGUAACAAUCCCUUCAAUAUGCAAUUAUUACAAUAAAAUCAAAGGUUGUAAAGAAUCUAUCAAAUGUCCACAUUUGCAUGUCUGCUCUUACAUCGCAGGUAAAUGCGCAUUCCAACCAAACUGUAAACGUUCUCACAAUCUUGAGGACGAUCAGCCAAGGAGGGUUUUGAGUAAAUUUGGGAUAGCGGUUGACGCAAAUAACAAAGAACGUUUGUUGAGAAUGCUUAGUUGGGAUCCUUUUCAUUUUCCAAGGGGUCAAGGUCAGGUCUCUAGGAAAAUACCCCAUCCUAUCCGCCAAAAUGGAUCAAUAAAGCCAGUUAAGGCAUGUCCAGAGGAAACAGAGAACACACAGGAAGGAACCCUGCUGGAACCUUACUCUGAAUUCCAUAAACGUCAUCGUUAUUGGAAUCUGGUUUGUAUGGUAAGGAUAUUGGAUUAUGCUACAUAA
Molecule: messenger RNA, 1644 nt
Organism: Saccostrea echinata
Lineage: Eukaryota; Metazoa; Mollusca; Bivalvia; Ostreida; Ostreidae
Exons: 1
Coding region: 1-1644 (547 amino acids)
Molecular function (GO): metal ion binding
Source: RefSeq, a predicted model, not a curated record